AUGCCGAAGAUCAACAGACUGGAAAAUUCAGUAAAGAAGCUGUCGCAUAUAAAUUUUGGCAAGAAUUCCAAGAAAAACGAACUGGUAAAAGAAUUUAAUUCUAUCGAGCCUGCCAGAUGUUGUUCUUGGAUUUCACUAACCAAAAUUAAAAAUCGCAAAGCUAUUCAAAAAUCGUUGAACGAAUUGUCGAGAAAGCCAAGGUCAGCGAUUCCUUCAUUAUGCGAAGAACUUUUGCAACGUAUAAACAAACUGGAGAAGGAGGCAACGGACGCAACAAGAUUUCUGCCGACUUAUGAUCAGAAACAGCUAACUCUGCAAAUUAGGACUCUGAUUGAAGAACUCAACACGAAAAAAGCCGAAUUAGUCCCCAAGAGUAAAUUUUCAUUCAAAUCGCGUAAAUCAAAUAGAGCAGGGAAGGACGCGACCAAUUCCGACGGCGAGGAUAGAAGUACCACACCCACAAAAGAGAUUACGACCGCAGAAACUUUGAUUAAUGAAAAUUUCCAGGCGAUUAGUUACAUUAAUCUUCAAAAUGUUUAUAUUAAUAUUGACACUUUGGGGGAUACUAGAGACAAAGUAUUUGAUUUUCACCUAUCGAAUCUGGAUCAUUGCAUUGUGAAUCUUGUAAAUCCUGCUGUCACCAUAGGUGCGAUGCAUAUUAAGGGAUUGAGGAAUACGAUAAUAAUGUCCGGACCCGUCGGAAGUUCAAUAUUGAUAUAUGACUGUGAGAGAUGUCUAUUCUUGGUCGGAUGUCAUCAGUCCUCAAUUUUACAGACAGCAAAGUUGGAUCAAGAAAACAAUAAAUAUGAUAAAGUUGAAGAUUUUAAUUGGUUAAAACAACAAGCGUCACCAAAUUGGAAAGUUAUUCCAGAAGAAAAAUGGCGCAAGGAUUGGUCGUCACUUCAGAUUGACAAUCCAGACAGUAUUACGGGAGAAGAUAUCAAGAGCAGGUUAAAUGAGAUCCUUGGUUCACAAUAA
This is a messenger RNA of Acaulospora colombiana, 978 nucleotides long. The record is from the annotation of a GenBank genome assembly. NCBI's taxonomy places the organism in Eukaryota, Fungi, Glomeromycota, Glomeromycetes, Diversisporales, Acaulosporaceae.